This is a messenger RNA of Adineta steineri, 1180 nucleotides long. NCBI's taxonomy places the organism in Eukaryota, Metazoa, Rotifera, Eurotatoria, Adinetida, Adinetidae. The record is from the annotation of a GenBank genome assembly.
UAACGGAAGAUUAUUUUUGGCUGAAACUUUCAGGAUAUUCUUAGGAUCAUUAUAUCUAUUUAUGGGCGAAGUUUCACUUCGAAAUUCGUUGUUUAGGUUUCUCCGAUCUAUAUCCAGGAUCAAGUCGAAAAUUUAGUAAAAUGGUCGUAAACUUUGAAGGAAUGAAUAUUAACUCAAAUCCUUUUAAGGUUUUUAUUAGGGCACUACAUAGUACUAAUGGGCCGGAAAAUAAUCGAAAUCUGAGGCCGACACCUGAAAAGGUUCCCUCGUCAGCUCAGUCCAGAGUAUCUAUUAGAGCAAUCAAAAACAGAUGAUUACAGUUUUUCGCGAAAUCUAAGACUUCCGUAAAUUGCAAAUUUCGAGCACACUUGACUUGACCAUUUGUUUUUAUUAAAAAUUUUGCUUUUAUAUAUAUAAAAAUUAGGUUCCUGUUGCUAUUAAAGCACUAAAAACAACAAUGGAUUCAAGUUCGAAAGAAGAAAUGAAAAAAGAAGCAUUUGUUAUGAAAGAAUUAUCACAUCCAUGUAUAGUUCGUCUUUACGGUGUAGCUCAAUCGAAAAAAUUGAAUAGUACAUUGAUGGUACAAGAACUUCUUUUGAUGGGAUCAUUGUUAGAUUAUUUGAAAGCACAUGUGACUAAUUCAGCACGAUCAUUAUUUGCUUUAUGGGUAACACAAAUUAUACAUGGAAUGGCUUAUAUGGAAAAGAAACGUUUUGUUCAUCGAGAUUUAGCUGCAAGAAAUAUUUUAAUGCAAUCACAUUCACGAAUAAAAAUAUCUGAUUUUGGUUUAUCGCGGAGUGUUGAUUCAGAUAAUUAUUAUUUUCAGCAAAGUGAUACACCUAUACCAAUUGCUUGGUACGCACCGGAAUCACUUAAUCAAUCGAAAUUUACAAGUAAAAGUGAUGUUUGGUCAUUUGGUAUCACAAUGUGGGAAAUUUAUACGUUCGGAACAUAUCCGUAUGGAACAAUGCAUAAUGAAGAAAUCUAUCCUUAUAUUGCAUCCGGUGGUCGUCUUCAUCGUCCAUCUGGUUGUAGUAGUUCUGUAUAUGAAAUAAUGCGUCAAUGUUGGAUGUUCGAAGCACAUGAUCGUCCAUCAUUUCCAGAAUUACUUAAAAUACUUGGCAAUCGAUCAGAAUUUGUUUCAGCUGUUCAACAUUUUCAUCAAUUGUCAAGAAAUUGA